AGAACCCUCAAAACCCAAAUUGGGAAAGCCAAAGCAAUUUUCAACCUUCAAUUCCACUAUUUUUUUCUCCCCCUCUUCUUCAAACAAAAUGCCUAGACCCUCAACGAGUUCUUCGGGAACCUCUUGCCCUCCUACGUCAACCAGUCGUCCUAGAACUUCGCGACCAAGGACUGCUACCUCUGCAGCUGGAGGGGGAGCUCAGCAGGUUGUUUGUGCUGUUACGGAGUCUCGUGGAGUAUCGGCUACCAUCGGGUUGUGCUUUGUGAAUACUGCUACUGGUGAAUGCGUAUUGAGUGAGAUCUGUGAUACACAAACAUAUGUCAGGACAAUGCAGAAAUUGACUGUGUUUGACCCGACUGAGAUUCUUGUUUCUCCCGCUGCUGUUGCGCCUCCAAAAUCGACUCUUUUGUCUAUUAUUGAGGAUUAUGUUCCUGGUGCGACGAUCACGGAAGUUCCCAGGAGAUACUUCAAUGAACGGAGUGGUCAUGAUUAUAUCCAGCAAUUGGCUUUCCCAGAUGAGGUCACCGGCAUCAAGGUUGCCAUUUCUGGGAAGUUCUAUGCUAUAUCUGCUGCGGCGGCGGCAUUGAAACAUAUCGAGGUUUCUUACAUAAGAUUCGCCUUGCAUUCCCUGAGAAUCAAAUACCAAGGAAGUGAAGGCUCGAUGCUGAUUGAUUUCAGUACGGUCCACAGUCUUGAGCUCAUACAGAAUAUCCAGGACCCAAAGUCUACUGAGUGCCUUUUCGGGCUAUUGGAUAAUACCCUCACAGCCAUGGGAGCGCGGCUGCUUCGGGCCAGCAUUCUGCAGCCUCUGACCGACCUCUCCACACUAAAUGCAAGGCUUGAUGCCGUAGAGGAGUUUACCCAACACGAGGAGAUGUUUUCCCAAGCAAGACAGGCAUUGAAACCAUUUCUUGACAUGGACAGACUUCUCACUGCGCUUAUCACCAUGCCGGUCAAACCUAGUUUGAAACACUCUGAGCAGGCGAUCAACAAUAUCAUCAUACUGAAGCAAUCGCUAUCGUCCAUUGCGCCGGUCUACGAUAGCCUUGGCUCUGCCAGAAGCUGGCUGCUAGUUUCCAUUCGUAAUCUUUGUGAUUCAGACCAGAUCGAACCGGUCCAGAACCUGAUCAGCAGUAUUAUAAACGAAGAUGUGGUCUUUUCCAAGAGUCCAUUGGACCUUCGUAACCAGAGAUGCUAUGCGGUAAAGAGUGGUGUGAACGGAUUACUUGAUGUUGCUAGGCAGGUUUACAAGGAAGUCACCGAGGACAUGCACCAAUUGGUCGAAGACAUAUCUAAAGAGUAUGAUCUGCCUCUAGAGCUGAAAUUCGAGACUGGGAGAGGCUACUAUUUGCGCCUCCCCGCGUCCGAAAUUGAGGAUAAACCACUUCCCCCAGUCUUUGUGAACGUGGUAAAGAGAAAAAAAAUUGUGGAGUUUAGUGCGCUGGAGAUGCUAAAGUGCAACGCGAAGAUCAGUGAUUCUUUGGCGGAAGUAGUGCUUAUGAGCGACAACUCCGUUCAGAAAUUGGUCGAGGACAUUAGAAAGGAGGUACCGGCACUUUACAGGGUGGCGGAGGGAAUUGCUGUUCUCGACAUGAUUCUGUCCUUUGCCCAACUCUGCACUAUUCAAGACUACGCUGGACGUCACCCCAUUCAUGAAAAGAUACACAAGGAUCAAUUUUUCCCCAAUGACGUGUAUGCAAGUCAACAAUCUAGGUAUGCUCUAGUUUCAUUUGCACGGCAGGUUUUGGCGGCGCUGACCGCUCAGUCGACCUAUCUUCGGUCAAUUGCUCUCACCGCGGUUAUUGCGCAAAUAGGGUCAUUUGUCCCGGCACAGUAUGCCUCAUUCCCUAUAACUCGGCGUCUCUUCGCUCGUGUCUCGAUGGACGACGGAAUUGAGGCUAAUGCUUCUACUUUUGCGUCGGAGAUGCGGGAGACCGCUUUCAUCCUUGGCAAUGUUGAGAGGGGAAGCCUGGUAAUCAUGGAUGAGCUUGGGCGCGGGACCAGCACACGAGACGGUUUGGCACUUGCAGUUGCUGUUUGCGAAGCAUUAAUCGAAAGCAGGGCCUUGGUGUGGUUCGCCACACAUUUUAAGGAUCUAGCGAGGAUACUUGCGAGAAGAGCGGGUGUAGUUAAUUUGCAUUUGAGAGUUCAGAUGGAAGACGAGAAUACCAUGACGAUGCUCUACAAGGUUACUGACGGGGCGGUUGAGGAUAAAAAUUAUGGUUUAACCUUGGCGAGACUAGUUGGGUUACCGCAGAGCGUGCUGGAUCGGGCCGCGGCCGUAUCGGAAGUACUCGUUGGAAGGCACGAGAAGAAUAUGCAAACAUUAAUCCGUGCCCGGGACGGAAACAUGGAAGAAGAUGCUCUCCAACCGUGGUUGAACAGGCUUCAGGAUGAAUUCGUCAACAGGAUGGCGGCUUGGGAUGCUGAGGAUAUGCAUGCACCUAUGGCUACUGCCGAAAACGGCGAAGGUUCGGAGAAGGCUGAUCCGGGGGGCAAACAAAUGAGGGACAUUAUAGAAAUUGAUAGUGACGAAGGUGAAAUCGAUAUUGACCAGACGGAUGAUUGUUACUAGCUAGUUUUUUUCUAUGCGUGAUGUGAUAUUACGCUGAUAGGCGAUUGUAGUUGGGCUGGCUUUUGAGUGAGGGACGCUUGGCUCAAGUCAUAAGACCAUUAGCUAUAAUAGGAUAAGAGAGCUAUUAUCAUA
This is a messenger RNA of Tuber melanosporum (Perigord truffle), 2707 nucleotides long. RefSeq lists its product as uncharacterized. Lineage: Eukaryota; Fungi; Ascomycota; Pezizomycetes; Pezizales; Tuberaceae. Gene Ontology annotation, cellular component: nucleus. The record is from RefSeq and is a predicted model, not a curated record. Gene Ontology annotation, biological process: mismatch repair; reciprocal meiotic recombination. The coding region runs from base 89 to 2575 and encodes 828 amino acids. The transcript has 16 exons. Gene Ontology annotation, molecular function: mismatched DNA binding; ATP binding; ATP-dependent DNA damage sensor activity.